CGCGAACCCUCGAACCCGGAUAUGCUUGCUGGGUUCUAAAAUCGAGCUUUGAAAAAGUGAGGGGCUUACCACGUGGGAUGUGGGCUGUGCGCGUGGAGGAGGAUGGUAUCUUUGAGGGAAUAGGAGAGUCUUGAAGACGCAACUCGGACAGUGGGAAUAUGAAUCUCUUACCUAAAAGCUCCAAGGAGUUUGGCUCCGCUGACUAUUGGGAGAAGUUUUUCCAGCAGCGAGGGAAGAAAGCUUUCGAAUGGUAUGGAACCUACCUGGAACUGUGCGGGGUGCUGCACAAAUAUAUCAAACCCCGAGAAAAGGUGCUGGUGAUUGGGUGUGGCAACUCAGAGUUGAGUGAGCAGCUAUAUGAUGUGGGCUAUCAGGAUAUAGUGAACAUUGACAUCAGUGAUGUUGUCAUCAAGCAAAUGAAGGAACGCAAUGCCAGUCGACGGCCCCAGAUGAGUUUCUUGAAGAUGGACAUGACACACAUGGAGUUUCCUGAUGCCUCAUUCCAGGUGGUGUUGGACAAGGGCACCCUGGACGCUGUUUUGACAGAUGAGGAGGAGAAGACCCUGCAGCAGGUGGACAGGAUGCUGGCUGAGGUUGGCCGUGUCCUGCAGGUGGGCGGUCGCUACCUCUGCAUCUCUCUGGCUCAGGCUCACAUCCUGAAGAAAGCAGUGGGUCACUUCUCUCGGGAGGGGUGGAUGGUGAGGGUGCACCAGGUGGCCAACAGCCAGGACCGGGUGUUGGAAGCAGAGCCUCGGUUCUCCCUGCCUGUCUUUGCCUUCAUCAUGACCAAGUUCAGGCCAGUCCCUGGCUCUGCUCUUCAGAUCUUUGAGCUGUGUGCUCAGGAGCAGGGCAAGCCUGUGCGGCUGGAGAGUGCCGAGCAACUGGCCGAGGCGGUGCGGGAGCGGCAGCGGUAUGCCUGGCUGUGCAGCCAGCUGCGCCUCAAGGCCGGGCUGGGGAGUGUGUCUCUGGACUUGUGCGAUGGGGACACGGGGGAGCCACGCUACACCCUCCACGUAGUGGACAGCCCCACCGUGAAACCAUCGAGGGACAGUCAUUUUGCCAUUUUCAUCAUUCCCCAGGGCCGGGAGACAGAGUGGCUCUUUGGCAUGGAGGAGGGCCGGAAGCAGCUGGCGGCCAGUGCAGGCUUCAGGAGGCUGGUCACAGUGGCUCUUCACCGAGGUCAGCAGUACAAAGGCAUGGACAGCAUCCAGGCCGAGCUGUCGGCCAGAGUCAUGGAGCUGGCCCCGGCAGGGAUGCCCGGCCAGCAGCAGGUGCCCUUUCUGUCUGUGGGUGGAGACAUCGGGGUCCGCACCGUCCAGCACCAAGAUUGCAGCCCUAUGAGUGGAGACUACGUCAUUGAGGAUGUGCAGGGGGACGACAAGCGCUACUUUCGGCGGCUGAUCUUCCUCAGCAAUAGGAAUGUGGUGCAGUCGGAGGCGAGGCUGCUGAAGGAUGGAUCUCACAGAGCCCAGAAGAAACGGAAAAAGGACAGGAAGAAGCAGCAGCCUGCUGAUCUGCCUGAGGACUUUGCUGCAGCCCCAUGGCAGUCCAUUGAUAAGAGUUACCUGUGCUGUGAACACCACAAAGCCAUGAUUGCUGGCCUUGCCCUGCUGAGAAACCCAGAGCUGCUCCUAGAGACCCCACUGGCAUUGUUGGUGGUAGGCCUGGGUGGGGGCAGCCUGCCCCUCUUUAUCCAUGAUCACUUCCCAAAGUCCUGCAUCGACGCUGUGGAGAUUGACCCUUCCAUGUUGGAAGUGGCCACCCGGUGGUUUGGCUUCUCCCAGAGUGACCGGAUGAAGGUCCGUAUUGCAGAUGGCCUGGACUACAUCACCAGCCUGGCAGGACAAGAAGGACGGCCUCUCUAUGAUGUCAUAAUGUUUGAUGUAGACAGUAAGGACCCAACACUGGGAAUGAGCUGUCCACCCCCAGCAUUUGUGGACCAAGCUUUCCUGCAGAAUGUCAAAAGCAUCUUGACUCUUGAAGGUGUCUUUAUCCUUAACCUUGUGUGCCGAGACUUGGGGCUGAAGGACUCGGUGCUAGCUGGGCUCAAGGCAGUCUUCCCCCUCCUGUAUGUUCGGCGAAUUGAGGGUGAAGUCAAUGAGAUCCUGUUCUGUCAGCUGCACUCUGAGCAGAAGCUUGCCACACCAGAGCUCCUGGACAUGGCCCAGGCCUUAGAGCGGACCCUGAGGAAGCCUGGGAGGGGUUGGGAUGACACAUAUGUCCUGUCAGAUAUGCUCAAGACUGUGAAGAUUGUAUGAUCACUGAGGCCAAGCAGUCUUCUCAGCAUCCUGCGAGACUGACUUUAGACUUCUUGCUUACCAGAGACUGAAGAAAUACAAUGCACAAUACUUUUUAAGCCUCGUAUUUUUCUUGAUUUCCUGCUCAUCCCAUUGUGACCUACAGCCUGGUGGGGCUGCCCAAGGACCUGGGAAAAUAAAAGGGUCCAUCCCACCCUGUCCUCUGCAGUACCACUUGAGUUGAUGCUCUUUGCUUCCUGUAGUAUGCCCUUGAAUAGGAUUCCCUGUUGGAGCCCCUUGCAGAUGCUGCGUGCCUUAACAAGUCUGUGCACCAUACUCCUCAGGACUGAAGACAAUCACAUUUGAUUGCAUCUGUACUUUACUAGUUUGCUUUUGCUUUAUCCCUGUAUUGGUUCUUUAGGAAUGAGUUCAAGUGAGAUAGUGGAUCACUCUGUGCCAAAAGACUGUCAUUAGAGUAGGAUCUCCAUAGAUAUGAAAAAGAUUUGAGAGAACAUCUUUAUCUCCUUGUAGGUGGAACUGCUGCUAAAUGGGUCCCAAUUUUUAGGGAUCUGCUAACCCCCUUGACUAUUUAACAGCUUUCCUUGACCACCCUUGUGGCCCUAGCCAUUUGUUUGUUCUAUCCUUGGUGGAGGGAGUGUGUGUAGCUGGCUCCAUGAUUGUGUAUGUCAGAGACUUGGCAUUUGCUUACAACAUUUAUUAAGUUAGCUACAUGCCAGACCCAGCAGAAAGAGCUGUGGUGGAAGAAAAGAUGUUUAAGAAUGGCCAAAAAAUCAGUUUAGUAAUAAAAGUUAACAUGUUCCAGAUAUUCUAAAUGGUCUACAUGUAUUACCUCAUUUUAUCUGAGAUAAUGGUUGUUAAAUCCUAACUACAUCUAAACCCAAAUCUCUGUUGAGCCAGAAGCAUCAAUCUUAAUCUCUUUUCCUAAAGAAGUGGUUCCAAGGCUGGCUUGAAUUUCAUCUCUCCUGAUUGUAUCAAGGCUGACUUAAUAAUAAA
This is a messenger RNA of Choloepus didactylus (southern two-toed sloth), 3251 nucleotides long. RefSeq names its product eEF1A lysine and N-terminal methyltransferase (gene METTL13). NCBI's taxonomy places the organism in Eukaryota, Metazoa, Chordata, Mammalia, Pilosa, Megalonychidae. The transcript has 9 exons. Bases 159 to 2258 code for a protein of 699 amino acids. The record is from RefSeq and is a predicted model, not a curated record. Gene Ontology annotation, molecular function: S-adenosylmethionine-dependent methyltransferase activity.